Mytilinidion resinicola is the source of this 950-nucleotide messenger RNA. RefSeq lists its product as uncharacterized. The record is from RefSeq and is a predicted model, not a curated record. The transcript has a single exon. Bases 337 to 846 code for a protein of 169 amino acids. Lineage: Eukaryota; Fungi; Ascomycota; Dothideomycetes; Mytilinidiales; Mytilinidiaceae.
CAAUGCUAUUUCGGGAGCCCUGGAAAAUAUCCACUCUGUAGGGAAAUCCUUCCAAGGGCUUCCGGAAGCAACGCUGGAUCUCGGUCUCCUAUGGCAGACUGAGGACAGAACUCCCCCAGAACGCCGUGAAGGCUUUCCUAGCUGGUCCUGGGCUGGAUGGAAACAUCGAGAACCUCUGUCUGGUUCCUGGCUAGAUGGUGCAGAAGUUCGGUCUGGUCUCGUUGGAAGUCGAAACUGCUCGUACCAUGAGAACCUGUUUCGUGAAAUACAAUGUUUCAUGGCCAUACGGCGCGGUGAAUUGACCGUCAUAGACUCUUGGGUAGACCCACUGGUGUCAUGCUCGAUACCCAAAGGUGCUCGAUACCCAAAGGUGGGCCCAGUAAAGAUUAUUUAUUCUCUAUCCAUUGGCCCCUUCGGUCGCAGCUCUUGGUGUUCUACACAACAUCUGCUCAUUUCCCUGUCGCCAGGACCUGUGACUUGGACAGCAGCAACGACGGUAAUAGAUUUGGGCUCUACACUAUCCUUGGCAGUCCAGACUCCGAGCCUGCUAAAAGUCAUGACACGGCCGAGGAGACUUUGCCAGGUGAGGUUCUCGAAGGAUCGAAUACAAUGUACCCAGAGGCCAGCUCAAUCUAUCUGAAUAAAAACUGGCGCGCAAGGCAACCUGAAAGCCUCGAGUUCAUCCUCAUCCAGACGAAGACGGUCCAUGGCACGUUGUCCCUUGAAACUAUGUUGAUUGAACGAAUAGGUAACUUGGCUUACCGAGUCAAUCUCCCAACUAGUCCCUUCAGUGAGUUGGCUUGGGAAACGCAGAAACCAACGGGAAAAUGGAUAUAUCUUGCAUAGCAAGCAAUCCAUAGUUCUGCAUAUGACUUUGAUAUAUUCUAUGGGCAAAAUGGAGAUGAAAUUCGUGCUUGCCGUAAGAGAAAAUGUGGAGAUGCACGUGACGG